This is a messenger RNA of Aspergillus alliaceus, 1115 nucleotides long. RefSeq lists its product as uncharacterized. Bases 619 to 1008 code for a protein of 129 amino acids. The record is from RefSeq and is a predicted model, not a curated record. NCBI's taxonomy places the organism in Eukaryota, Fungi, Ascomycota, Eurotiomycetes, Eurotiales, Aspergillaceae. The transcript has 4 exons.
GGGACGUAGGCUGGUGGUAAAGCAGUGGGUAUGGUCGAUGACUCAAUAGUGGCUUUCCUGAGAUUCAUGGCCUGGGCACAAUUAUCAGACAUAGAAAGAUCUCUUCUCUGCUGCGCUGUAAAUUUCUAUCACUGGCACCGAUAACCCUUCCUCUAUCCCCCACCAUGGCACAACCGGAUAAUCAAGCCUUUCAGCCAGUUACAACCCGAAGCUCACAGGGGCCUGAAGGGCGAAGUUGCCAUAGGUAUUAGCACACCUCAAGGUUAAUCAGAAACGGACCUAAAAUGGAAUCGGUAAUCAUUGUUGCUACAUCCUUCGUCAUAGUCUCAACUUCCCGCGGUCUUAACUUCGCCUGGGGAGUCUAUCAGGCUCUAUAUAAUUGUCUCGUUCGCGAACCCGGAACGGCAUUCACCGGUGCUGCCCCUGCAGAAAUGGAUCUCAACGGCGCAAUCCCAGUAUCUCUAAUGGCGAUAGGAGCCCCCUUUGUUGUCGCUUAGGCUAAGCGUUUCACACCGCGCACAGUCACAUUCGUGGGUGGCGUUGCAUUUGGGCUCUCACUAGACUUAGCUAGCUCUGGGACAGCAUUGUGGUAUUUCGAGCCAACCCAAGGAUUCUUGAAUGGAAUUGGCUGAACUAGUUCUAAGGGUACAUCUACUAGAUACUCCGCUUCUGGUUUCAGCGCAGGAGUCCGAACUUGCUAGGAUCAGUCCAAACAUCACCUCCAUUCAGACUCUAGCAUACUAUCAUAUCAACGUGGAAGUGGAAACCAAUCACCAAAGGCCCAUGGACCCGCCGAUGAACAUCUCCACGAUGAGGAAGCUUUCGUGGAGAGAACCCUACCUCAAACGACCAGAGCACCAUGCAACAUCCAGCUCGCCUUGGAUCUCCUCAACCGUCGUUUUCGCCUUCCUCGGCGGGAUGUUCCUCACUAUACUCUUAAAGCAAAGUUUGCACAGCCACCGACCUGCGAGCCAUGGCGAUAUACAGACCUUGGCUCAGGAAGGAUAAUUUUGGACGGAGAAGACAUGGUAAUAAACAAGACCCUUGUCUAACAUAGCUUAUCGAAGGUGGGGGCGUACAAGGCAGAGUCGAUAUAAUAUCAGUCAUUAACAACC